AUGGCAGCUCUGGACGAUUUCAAAACCCCUGAAAGCCUAACCAAAUAUUACUUUGAACAAGCCAUGGAAGCUAUGUCUGCAAAGCUUAUACACACAUGGCAGUCCACAGCAGACCAACUAAGGAAAGAAGACCAGGACCUAAACACCAGAACAUCCCACGUGGAGAAAGAAUGCAAAGAAUUCACCUCUUCACACAACGACAUGGUGGAUCAUGUGCAAGCGUUGAAGCACAAACUGGAGCUCAUGGAAAUCCGCAUGGCGGACUCUGAGGAUAGAGCGUGA
Molecule: messenger RNA, 282 nt
Organism: Pelobates cultripes (western spadefoot toad)
Lineage: Eukaryota; Metazoa; Chordata; Amphibia; Anura; Pelobatidae
Source: the annotation of a GenBank genome assembly